GCACCGUCACACCCCCAGGGCUCGAGAAAUCAGAACUCCUUGAUGGGCAUAUGGAACCACAAGCAUCGUCCAGUGCCUCGGCGUCAGUGACACCAGUGCCUGGAGUUCCAGAGACCGCACUUGGUGAGACUCCUACAGCCGAGUCAGCGCCGCCACGAGCACAAGCAGUGGAG
Molecule: messenger RNA, 173 nt
Organism: Durusdinium trenchii
Lineage: Eukaryota; Dinophyceae; Suessiales; Symbiodiniaceae
Source: the annotation of a GenBank genome assembly